This is a messenger RNA of Klebsormidium nitens, 1824 nucleotides long. The record is from the annotation of a GenBank genome assembly. NCBI's taxonomy places the organism in Eukaryota, Viridiplantae, Streptophyta, Klebsormidiophyceae, Klebsormidiales, Klebsormidiaceae.
AUGGGGGACGCGGUCCGGGGUGUGGGAGUCAAAGCGGAGGCACUCCGGAGCAAAAGAACCUCGGUGUGUGAGCCUUGCAUCAUCGGAAAGGAAACCCGUGAGCCCUUCCCUAAGGAGUCGGACUCCAAGGAUAGCAAAGAACCCCUAGAGCUCGUGCACAUGGACGUGUGCGGGCCCAUGCCGGUGACGUCAAAGGGGGGGAGUAGGUACUUGGCCACUUUCCUUGACGUCUAUAGCAAGCUUUCGGUGGUGCAACCGAUGAAGCGGAAGAGCAACGUCACGGCGGUCACGGAAAGCGUGUUUGCCCGCUUAGAGUUGCAAUCCGGGAAGAAAGUCAAGGGGGUGCAAACGAACCGGGGCGGGGAGUACGUCAACGAGGGAAUGACGGCCCUUCUCGGGAAGAGAGGGACGGUGCACCGCACCACGGCCGGGCACUCUCUCGAACAAAACGGUUCGGCGGAGCGGUUGAACCGGACGCUCGAGGAGAGAGCGCGGGCUUUGCUAGAAAAUGCUGGGUUGGGGCCGGAUUUGUGGGCGGAAGCGAUGGUGACGGCCAACUACACCCGGAACCGGGUUCCAUCGAGCGUGCACGGCAAGUCCCCAGGCUAUCCCUACGGGGAGGCCGACACUCAGCCCGGUGUAGGGGCUACUCCUACGGGGGAGGCCGACACCGGGAGCGAGGAAUAUCCGUUGAGGGGGACGGCGCUCAAGAGGAGACGGCGAGAAGAUACCCCGCACGCGAAAGGCGGGCGCCCGGGGAGUGGUACCGAGCGAAUUUGGCGGCGGAAACGGGGGAGCAUCCGAAGGGUUCGGGGGAGCAUCCGGAGCCGCAAACGGAUACACUUCGAGGAAGUCUAUGCUCCCGUGAGCAAGCACACCACGUUGCGAGCGCUCCUAGCGGUGGUCGCAAAGCGCGACUUGGAGCUUCACCAAUUGGACGUCGAGACGGCGUUUCUCAACGGGGAGCUCGAGAAGGCGAUCUACAUGCAACAACCGCAAGGGUACGAGCAAGGCGGGCCCAACGUGGUUUGCCACCUCAAGCGCACCUUAAACGGGGUGCGCCAAACGCCGCGUGCGUGGCACACGCGCUUGAAAGAGGAGCUCGGGAACUUUGAGUUCGUGGCGUCGUUGGCGGACACGGCGCUCUUUUCGGGAGUGGUGGACGGGGAGCGGAUUUACCUCAUUGUGUGGGUGGACGACAUUCUCGUCGCGGCCCUGGGGGGCGGAGCCGAUUGCGAAGAGGCGCACUGGGCGGCGGCGCUUGGGGUGGUGCGCUACUUGGUGGGCACGGCGGGAGCCGGAAUAACCUUCGGGGGGAGCGGCGAGGUCCUCGAGGAGUUUUGCGACGCCAAUUAUGCAGGGGACAUCAACACAAAGAGUUCUAUGACGGGGUACGUCUUCUUGAUGUACGGGGGAGCGGUGAGUUGGUCGAGCCGUCUUCAACUGACGGUGGCGGCCUCGACGGUAGGGGCGGAGUAUAUGAGCGCGGAAAACGCCGUGAAAGAGGCGUUGUGGUUCCACAAACACGGGGGAGAUCUCGGGUUGGACCUCGGAACGGUCCUAAUUCAUUGCGACAACCAAGGGGCAAUACGGCUCCUCAAGCAUCCGAUCGCUUCGCAGCGAUCGAAGCACAUUGACGUGAUUCAUCGGUUUGCGCAGAAGCGGGUGGCGCGGAAGGAGGUCGAGUUCGCGUAUUGCAAGAUGGAGGACAUGAAGGCGGACAUCUUAACCAAGGCGUUGGCACCCGGAAAGUUCUUGAAGUGCAAGAAGAAAUUGCAUAGGAUACUUAGUGCGUGGGGGAGUGUCAGAUUUGGGCGGUACUAG